This is a messenger RNA of Coregonus clupeaformis (lake whitefish), 5091 nucleotides long. Its product is annotated as ephrin type-B receptor 4b-like. The transcript has 21 exons. The record is from RefSeq and is a predicted model, not a curated record. Gene Ontology annotation, biological process: protein phosphorylation; cell surface receptor protein tyrosine kinase signaling pathway; axon guidance. Gene Ontology annotation, cellular component: neuron projection; plasma membrane. The coding region runs from base 755 to 3751 and encodes 998 amino acids. Gene Ontology annotation, molecular function: transmembrane-ephrin receptor activity; protein binding; ATP binding. NCBI's taxonomy places the organism in Eukaryota, Metazoa, Chordata, Actinopteri, Salmoniformes, Salmonidae.
UAGCGCAACAGACAGUUCUGCACUUUGUUAGGGCUACUUUGUUGUUUAUAACGAUUCACUGUUGCGCUCUUUUAUGUUAUAGUUUAUAGUGACGAGGCGGGGAUAUUUACGCACCGUUUGGAAAGAAAGAAAGAAAGAAAGAGAGAUAAAGAGAAAGAGAGAGAAAAGGAGAAAAUCCAGUCAACGGGCUGACGGCUGGAUUGAAUUUCCGACUGGAAUGCUGUUGUUGAGAGAGAGAACGGGGCUGUGUGCAGAGUGAGUGUGAGUAGGGGGACUCUAUAUACCUGGAUCCCUGGAUCAUGCCUCACUCCCCGGACUCCAGCUGCUAAACUAGCCGGAAGACGGCAGCUCUUCCCAGCCACAGGGAAGGGAACACUACCCAUUCUUCUUUCUCUGUCCUUUCUCCUCUCCUCCUUUCCCUCUCUCCAGGCGGAGAGAAAGAGAGGAAACAGUCGAUAGCGGAGAGACAAGAAGGAGUUAAGUUGGGAUUCUAACUUCUUUGGACUUUUGCUCCAUUUCUGGGGGCUUCAACGUUUUGACGGUAAAAAAAAAAAAAAAAAAAAGGAUAAGAGAACCGAGGAGAUAUGACCGGUUGUUGAUGCUGGCUGCUGGCCCGGCAGGGACCGAGUUUACGGGUUUCCGUGAUUGAUGUGGGUCAUCCGGCAGGCGGACAGCGGACCUAGCUGACACCACACCGGGUCCCGGGACAGAGAUUGUGAUCAGUGAUCGAUAAUCAGGAGUGUAGCUGUUUGGUAUGGAGCGAAGAGGCAGCUGGAGCACCGUGGCCGGGCUAUGCCUCGUGCUAACCGGGCUGGUUCUGUCACCGUGCAUGGCGGAGGAAGACGUGGUGAUGAACACUAAGCUAGAGACUUCAGAUCUACGAUGGACUGUCUACCCCCACACAGACCCUGAGUGGGAGGAGAUGAGUGGUCUGGAUGAUGAGGGGAACAGUGUGAGGACCUAUCAGCUGUGUCCUGGAGACGGCAGCACCUCUCAUUGGCUUAGGAGCCGGCUGAUCCCCCGAAGGACCGCCUCCGUGCUCUACGUAGAGAUAAGGUUUACGAUGAUGGAGUGUUCGUCUCUUCCCUAUAACUCCCACCGGUCCUGUAAAGAGACAUUUAACCUGUACCACUAUCAGACAGACACGGACGAAGCUACCAACACGCACCCUGCCUGGAUGGAGAACCCCUAUACCAAGGUGGACACAGUAGCAGCUGACUUCCUGCUUCGAAGGGGUGGAGAGAAGAAAUCCAAUGUGAAGACGCUCAGGAUUGGUCCAUUAACUAAAAGGGGCAUGUACCUAGCCUUCCAAGCACAGGGAGCCUGUAUGGCUCUGCUGGCUGUCAGGGUAUAUUUUAAGAAGUGCCCCCCCCUGACGCGCUCCUUCUCCCGGUUCCCUGAGACGGUUCCCCAUGGCCUGGUGGAGGGGGCUCAGGGUGUGUGUGUGGACAACGCCGUGACGCCCCCGGGCGAGCUGGAACGCCCUCCCAGCAUGCUGUGCGGUGAGGACGGACAGUGGGUCGGUCAGCCUGCCACCACCUGUGCCUGCAGACCAGGGUAUGAGGCCACGGAUACAGAACUACAAUGUAGAGCUUGUCCAGUGGGUCAGUAUAAGGCAGGGUCAGGGGUCGGUGGGUGUGUCCUGUGUCCAACCAAUAGCAACACCAUGGUAACAGGCUCCGCCUACUGCCUCUGUCGUCCUGGUUACCACAGAGCGGAUUCCGACCCCGGACACACACCAUGUACACGCCCCCCCUCAGCACCCCGCUCCAUCAUAACCCAGAUCAAUGACACCAUGGUAACCUUAGAGUGGUCGGAGCCUUUAGAACGCGGUGGUCGUGGAGACCUGACUUACAGCGUGGGGUGUGUCCGAUGUAGCUCCUCCCCCCAGAGGGUGUGUCUUCCCUGUGGAGAGGGCGUGUCCUAUCGCCCCGCCCAGCGUGGCCUAUCACAGCGCAGGGUGGUCGUCAGGGGGCUCCUCCCACACACCUCCUACACCUUCACCGUCCAAUCAGAGAAUGGCGUCUCACAGCUCAGCCUAUCAGAACCCUCCGUGGAGAGGGUCAAUAUCACAACCAGCCGAGACGUCCCAGCUAUAGUGACAGGUAUAAGACGGACCAAGGCAUCAGAGAACAGUCUGACUCUACAGUGGAACAGUCCCCAACACACACCCAACACUGUCCUGGAGUACCAGCUACGAUACUGUCCCCAGGAUGGUCCAGACUCUGGUCAGUGGCAGUAUGUAACCAGCGUGGUCAGUAGUGUUGUGGUCAGUAACCUCCAGAGGUCCACUAGUUACCAGGUGCAGGUCAGAGCCAGAACCAUGGCUGGAUACAGCAACUUCUCCCCAGCCUCGACCUUCACCACCCUGCCUGACGAAGGGGAGGCCCACUCUCAGAUGAUGGUGACAGGUGUUCUGGUUGCCAUGGGGAUACUCCUCCUCAUUACUGUGGUGAUCAUCACUGGAUACUGCUACUGUAAACAGCUGUGUGGGAAGGAUAUAGAGAUGAAUGAUCAGAAUGGACAGUACCUGAUGAGACAGACAGGUAUGAAGGUGUACAUUGACCCGUUCACCUACGAGGAUCCUAACGAGGCGGUCAGAGAAUUCGCUAAAGAGAUAGACGUGUCCUUCGUCAAGAUAGAGGAGGUCAUUGGAGCUGGGGAGUUUGGAGAGGUGUGUCGGGGCAGACUGAAGGUCCCUGGUAAGAAGGAGAACUAUGUGGCCAUCAAAACUCUGAAAGGAGGAUACACUGACAAACAGAGAAGGGACUUCCUGUCUGAGGCCUCCAUCAUGGGUCAAUUCCAAUCUGUAGGUCAGUUCCAGCACCCCAACAUUAUCCACCUGGAAGGAGUCAUCACAGCUUCCUGUCCUGUUAUGAUACUGACUGAGUUUAUGGAGAACGGAGCCCUCGACAGCUUCCUUAGGGUGAAUGAUGGUCAGUUCACUCCUCUUCAGCUGGUAGGGAUGUUACGUGGGAUAGCCUCAGGUAUGAAGUACCUAUCAGAGAUGAGCUAUGUUCAUCGGGACCUGGCAGCUCGUAACAUCCUAGUCAACUCUAACCUGGUCUGUAAAGUGUCUGACUUCGGCCUGUCCCGAUUCCUCCAGGAGAACUCCUCAGACCCCACAUACACCAGCUCACUGGGUGGUAAGAUCCCCAUACGUUGGACAGCUCCAGAGGCGAUCGCGUUCAGAAAGUUUACGUCGGCCAGUGAUGCGUGGAGCUACGGCAUCGUGAUGUGGGAGGUGAUGAGCUUCGGGGAGCGGCCCUACUGGGAUAUGAGUAACCAGGAUGUGAUCAAUGCUAUAGAACAGGAGUACCGGCUGCCCCCCCCACCAGAGUGUCCCUCCUCUCUACACUCCCUCAUGUUAGACUGUUGGCAGAAAGAGAGAUCCGCUCGGCCGCGAUUCGCCAACGUGGUCUCAACACUCGAUAGGCUGAUCAGAAAUCCCGCCUCCCUGAAGAUCACACGGCCCGACGAACCUGGGUCCUGUCAGCCCCUGUUAAACCAGCGCCCCCCCCCUCCACUGUCAGCCUGUGGGUCUGUCUCUGAGUGGCUACAUGCUAUCAAGAUGUCUCGCUAUGAAGAGAGAUUUACUCAAGCAGGAUUCACCAACCUGGAUGUUAUAGCACAGAUCUCUACAGAAGACCUGUUGCGUAUAGGAGUGACUCUAGCAGGACAUCAGAAGAAGAUUCUCUCCAGCAUCCAGACCCUAAGAGUCCACAAAGCUCCUCCCACACUCCGAUACUGACCAAUCACCUCCCACAGCGCCUUCCAUGUUUCCAUACUGACCAAUCACCUCCCACUGCCCUCUGGAACCCCAUCCCAACGCUCAAAUACUGACCAAUCACACCAAAAGCCAAUCCCACAGCUCCUCCGAAAAUCAAAUACUGACCUAACACUUUACAGCAAACCCUUCAACAGGCCACCAGCCAACCACAACCCAGCUGUGAUGAUGUCACCAUGCCAACAGUCUCCCAAGCCAAUCACUGUGAUCGGUUCCACUGUGAUGUCACAGCAGGGACUCUUCAACCAAUCACCUAUGAGGAGGAAUACAGAGGGAAAGAGCCGCCAGAGAGAGAGAUGGACAUGAACUGAUAAUGUAAUGUAGUUCACCUCUCUCCUCAGAGAAUCCUCUAGUAUAAUUAUCCUGCUGCCCGGAAUACUGCAACAAUACCAUUGGAAUACUGCAACAAUACCAUUGGAAUACUGCAACAAUACCAUUGGAAUACUGCAACAAUACCAUUGGAAUACUGCAACAAUACCAUUGGAAUACUGCAACAAUACCAUUGGAAUACUGCAACAAUACCAUUGGAAUACUGCAACAAUACCAUUGGAAUACUGCAACAAUACCAUUGGAAUACCGUGGAAGAGGUUUCCUUUGAACACUGUUUGGGAUAAAGGAUUUCCCCCUCAGUUCCCCCAGAUACCCCCUCUGACUGAGGUGUGGUGGUGGACCUAGUAGACUGAGGUGUGGUGGUGGACCUAGUAGACUGAGGUGUGGUGGUGGACCUAGUAGACUGAGGUGUGGUGGUGGACCUAGUAGACUGAGGUGUGGUGGUGGACCUAGUAGACUGAGGUGUGGUGGUGGACCUAGUAGACUGAGGUGUGGUGGUGGACCUAGUAGACUGAGGUGUGGUGGUGGACCUAGUAGACUGAGGUGUGGUGGUGGACCUAGUAGACUGAGGUGUGGUGGUGGACCUAGUAGACUGAGGUGUGGUGGUGGACCUAGUAGACUGAGGUGUGGUGGUGGACCUAGUAGACUGAGGUGUGGUGGUGGACCUAGUAGACUGAGGUGUGGUGGUGGACCUAGUAGACUGAGGUGUGGUGGUGGACCCUACUCCCUACACAGUGCACCCUACUCCCUAAGCAGUGCACCCUACUCCCUAAGCAGUGCACCCUACUCCCUACACAGUGCACUACCUCUGAAGACAGAGACUAUAGAUGUGGAUGGAUCUAUUUUACAGUAUAACUUUUAUACCUGACUGAUUUAAAACCUGACUUAUUCUAGAGAGACUGACUCCAGUGGUGGAAAAAGAACCCAACAGUCAUACUUGAGUAAAAGUAAAGAUACCUUCAUAGAAAAUGACU